Botrytis byssoidea is the source of this 2073-nucleotide messenger RNA. RefSeq lists its product as uncharacterized. The coding region runs from base 1 to 2073 and encodes 690 amino acids. Gene Ontology annotation, biological process: DNA-templated transcription; regulation of DNA-templated transcription. The record is from RefSeq and is a predicted model, not a curated record. The transcript is spliced from 3 exons. Lineage: Eukaryota; Fungi; Ascomycota; Leotiomycetes; Helotiales; Sclerotiniaceae. Gene Ontology annotation, molecular function: DNA-binding transcription factor activity, RNA polymerase II-specific; DNA binding; zinc ion binding.
AUGGUAAACUUUGGAACAACACUACUUGAAACAGAACUGCCUCGAACUUCCUGCUGGCUCCAAUCAUCAAAUUCUAUUGACCACUUUCAACCAAGAUCAUAUACACCAAAGAUUUCGCUAAGCCCUCCUGGGAGUCCAAGUAGUGUGGAGUCUAGUGGUAUUAGACGUUAUCGCAGGACUACGGCUUGUACAACAUGCCGUGAUAGAAGAGUUAAAUGUAGCCGCGACAGGCCAUUCUGCACCCAAUGUAAGAAGGGGGGACGACUUUGCAAAUACUUGAACAGCGAAAUACCCGAAUUUGAGUUCAUUGAGGUGAAUGUAUCAAGGAGUUCGGCUAGGAAGUCGCCAUCGCCAGUUAUGUCAAAUCCAAUCACCGAGAGGAAAUCCGGUAUUAAGUCAAAAGCAAAUAGUCGGUCGGUGGUUAAAGUGUCCCAAUCACCAUCGUCUCGUUUCCUCCCAAAGACUCUCGCCAAUGAUAUAGAUCCUCAAUUCCAUCAGCCUAUCAAAAAUCCAGCGAUAACCCUUGGUGCACUCGGCGAAGAUUUCAUUUCCUCUUUUCGGAUGAAAGUUCCAGCGCGAGAAGUUUGUGAUCAUUUCUUGAACAACUUCAUUGGACUACAAUCUGCAGUGCCCAUAUGCCAUAUUGAUACCCUUAUAGAUGAGUACAGCAGCUUCUGGGCCAACCUGUCUUCUAAGACCUCGGUCGAAUCUACCCUACUCAUCUUAGCUGUUCUAUAUUGUGGGGCUGCUAAUUCUACCAUAAAUAUUUCACAAUCAACAACAUUACAAGAACUAUACGAACAGCUAUUAGAUGUAGUUAAUCUUCCAACAUAUCAUCACACACACCGAAGAUCAUCUGCGAUCCAGCUUCUGCAGGCUUACCUACUUGUAAACACUUUUCGAGCUAGCACAUCAUUCUCACAGUUCCGGUAUGGUUUCCUAUCCCACGCCAUUAGACUCGCUCAAUCAUUACAACUCCAUUCCGACAAACCGUAUCAAAGUGUUGGUGUCCAGGCUGAAGUUGAAAAGAGAAUGUGGUGGCAUUUGCUGUUUUUGGAUCUGCAGUCGACUAUCACGACCGGCGCGCCUUCACUGAUGACUAGAAGCGGAUACACAAACGAUUUUUCGUUACCCAUGGUGUUAAAUCAUGCCUCUAGCCAAGAUUCAGCUUCACCAAUGAUGAUCGCGUUUUACGGCCAGUGCCAGUGGGUGCGUUGUAUGCGCGGGUGGGUCAUGAACAUGCCAACACAGGAAGAUGCUGUUCGUCUUGUUGAAAGCAUCGAGAAUCUUCUGAAAUUGUUACCGGAGGUAAAAGCAGAAAACUUACGACCGCGGGCGUACCUGAUGUUAUUGAUUGAUAGUGUAUAUUGCCUUCUCGGCUUGAACUUCUGCCAAGCAGAACAAUUGCAGGAUAUUGGGUGGCGCAAUGAUAUUGUCCGGGCUGCAAGUUCAUCUCUGCAAAAAUAUCUUUUCCUAUCCGACACGACCUCCGCAACGUCAUUGAAGUGUAUUCUCCCUGGUCUCAUACAGCCUCACCACGCUGUUUUUAUCCUCCUCAUGCACCUUAGUCUAUGCACUUCUUUGGAUACCAAGGCUCAAUCGCUGAAAGUUCUUGUGGAUAAAGUCUUCGAUGUCGAACUAUCUAGCCCCAGACCUGGUGCCAGUCGUGCUGCUUCCGGAUCGCCCGAAUCCACCCAUUCUAAUCAUACUUCUCGUAUCACGCGCAAGUCAUAUGGUUACCCACGUCAAGAUAUCCUCAUCCUACUCUAUAGAAGAGUACAAGCCAGAUUAAACCAGAAUACACGGAAAUUCACAGCCAUGUCUCGGUCCGCUUCUCCUAAUAUGGGGGUCUUACCACAACCUGAAGGCUUGGUCUCGCGAGACACGAAGAGCAACAUUGUCUCCAGCGAGAAUUGCGCAAGUGGAUAUGAAGGAACUAAUUGUAUGGGCUUGGCAACGGAGAUGCACAGAGAGGAUCACAUAAUGGAUAGAGAGCUAGAUGAUGUCUUUAGAGGUGGACGAGAUGUAUGGAAUAAGUGGGAAAGACUGAUAGGUGCGGUUUUCAAGUGCUGA